Molecule: messenger RNA, 957 nt
Organism: Xylaria bambusicola
Lineage: Eukaryota; Fungi; Ascomycota; Sordariomycetes; Xylariales; Xylariaceae
Product: 14-3-3 domain-containing protein
Exons: 1
Coding region: 1-957 (318 amino acids)
Source: RefSeq, a predicted model, not a curated record
AUGGCUUCGUCCGAGGUAGACCGCAAAUUUCUCGGCAAUUUGGCAAAACAAGUCGAACCGAACAAUGCACUCCUUGCAUCUAUGCUAUUCAAGAUAUUAGGUCUACAUAUCAACUUGACGGAGCAGACGGCGAAAGCACGAAAGCAGCGCAAACUGGAUACGUCGCGGACGUCAGAAUCACUCGAGUUGUAUUUCCACAUAGUAUGGCUUGCACGGGAAGGUCUUAUCAUGCUCGAACAAUAUGUACUUCCGAUGGUUGGAGAUCACGGAGAGCUCAAGGUACUUGCGUUCAAGCUUCGAGCUUCAUUCUACCACAUCUUUGUGCUUUUUCAUAACAACCCCUCCAUAUCUACGAUGGGCGUCAACACUUCAAUCCCAGGUAUUCCACCAACAUCUCGACUUGAUAAAGGUAAAGGGGUCGAGAGACACGACACUAUCUCUGAGUCAGGUCGAUCAUCCGUACAGCCGACGCACCCACUAGAGGGAGGUCCUGUAGGACCUCCACCGGGUUUUGGACCAAAGCUUCCCGAACCAGCUGGAGCAUUUCUGCUGCCGUCAGUAGACUAUAGGCCUACGGCUCACGAGUACUUCAAGCAAGCCAUAGCCCUAGCCGAUAAUCUUCUAUGGGGAUCGCACUCUUUGCGACUGUCUGUUAAGACUGAGUAUGCGGCUUUUCUAUACGAGUGCUUACACGACGAGGCAGGCAGCCGCAAGUUAGCAAAGGAUACCAUUGCGGAAGUCUAUGAUGCCUCAGAAGGCAUGGACGACGACAUGUUUCAAGAUGCAUGUGAUCUCGUCACUGUUUUAGGGAAAAUGACGAAACGUGGCUUAGAGCCAGAUAAUCCACCUCGGAGUAGUGGGCCGAACACAGGCCCUUCGACUACCUCAAGGUCAGGGCCUCCGGCAAUACCUGUUCCCGCCCCUAUUCCUGGGGCUGGCAUGGGCAAUUUCAUAUGA